UCCCUCAAGUCCGCCCGUCGCCCUCUGCGAAAACGAAAGUGAGCUUUAAAACUUACAAACCGAAUUUAUAGGAAUAGGUAAGACGUAAAGUACAAAUACAACUGUGAUUUUAUUUUUGUGUUCAAACAUCACGAAAGUCUGUUUUGCUGUGAUAGACAAUGCUCGUUGGAAAUCUCAACAUGAAUCCUAAUUUAAUUUUUGGUUACAACGUAUCGAACAUUCCGAAUUUUGCUAACAUUCACAGUUUACCAAACGUAUCUAUGUCAAUGACUGUCCCGUCGAGUACAGUGAGCGUGCCAGUGAGCCUUCAACCCACAUCCAGCAAUGCUUCUAUGAGUGGAACCGCUCCACCGACGCCUGUACACGGGUCGGAAAAGCGUUCGUCGCCUCUUACUCACGCAGAGCGGACGGGGGCACCUCCUGGCGCCGGAAAGGAUGCGGUCAAACUUUUUAUUGGCCAAAUACCUCGCCAUCUGGAGGAAGAGGACCUUCGUCCAAUGUUCGAGGAGUUCGGCAAGAUAUACGAGCUCACCGUGCUAAAGGACAAACACACCGGCAUGCAUAAAGGUGGCACAGAACCCAGAGAAGUGGUAGUAACUGAAGGACGCCUGCACCGAUAUGGUUGA
Molecule: messenger RNA, 626 nt
Organism: Hyposmocoma kahamanoa
Lineage: Eukaryota; Metazoa; Arthropoda; Insecta; Lepidoptera; Cosmopterigidae
Product: CUGBP Elav-like family member 4
Exons: 2
Coding region: 159-626 (155 amino acids)
Molecular function (GO): RNA binding
Source: RefSeq, a predicted model, not a curated record